CUCUCUCUGACGGUCGUCCCACCUUCUUCUUCCUCUACAUUGCUGUUGCUGCUCUUUUCUUCUCCGUCUAUCUCCAUGACAGCUAAAAAUAGCUUUUGAAACUGAAAAAAUAAAAAUAAACUAAAAAACCAAAGCUCUAUCUCUGUCCAAUCCAUUUCUUUGGUGCACACAAUCCAAGAGAAUAUAAUUAGACAACAUAAAUUCACACAGAAAAAAGCUAAUAAUUGCCAGUUUUUCAUUUAUUUUCAAUUGCCAUUUUGAUUUUUUUCUCAUCAUUUUUCCCUUGUGGAGAAACCUCGGUGAUCAAUUCUUCACCAUUUUCCCGAGGCAAUCCACAAUCCACAAUUUCUUCCUUCCUUUUUCUUUUCAACCUCCCAUUUGAAUUUUGUUUAUCUUAUUUUCUUCUCGUUGAUUUUUCGGGGAAACAGCACUUUAAUGGAAAAUUUUCCCGGUAUGUAUAGGUUUUUGAAGGGAGAUAAUCCAUUUUUUGCAGGAAAUGCGAGUUAAAGCAUCGACUUUGAGGUGAUAUAAAGACACAUUUUAUGUGGGUAUUCUACGUAUUUGAAGGAAAACUUGAGAGAUUAAAAUAGGUCAGCAUGGUUUCCGUGCAAGUGAUGCCUGCUUGUGAUACGCUAUGUUUCUUUUGUCCUGCAUUGCGUACGAGAUCCAGGCAGCCCAUCAAGCGCUACAAGAAAUUGCUGGCCGAUAUAUUCCCUCGAGCUCCGGAUGAACAACCAAAUGAUCGGAAGAUUGGUAAACUCUGUGAAUAUGCUUCUAAAAAUCCUCUCCGUAUUCCAAAGAUCACAAGUUCUCUUGAGCAAAGGUGUUACAAGGAUUUGAGAACCGAGCAGUUUCACUCUGUAAAAGUUGUUAUGUGCAUCUACAGGAAGUUGUUGGUUUCUUGCAAGGAUCAAAUGCCAUUGUUUGCGAGUAGCUUGCUCAGCCUCAUACACAUUCUACUAGAUCAAACAAGACAUGAUGAUAUCCGCAUAUUAGGAUGCCAAGCUCUUUUUGACUUUGUGAAUAAUCAGAGAGAUGGUACUUAUGUUUUCAAUUUAGACGGCUUGGUUCCAAAACUUUGUCAUUUAGCUCAGGAAAUGGGAGAGGAUGGAAAAGUAGAAAAUUUACGUACUGCUGGGCUUCAAGCCCUCUCGUCAAUGGUUUGGUUCAUGGGUGAAUUUUCUCACAUUUCAGCAGAUUUUGAUACUGUGGUAUCGGUUGUCUUGGACAAUUAUGAAUGUGAGAAGAAUAAUUCAGAUGCAGAUGAUUUCCAGAGCGAAUGUGUUGAAGAAGGUUCUCCUUCACCAGAUGGCCUGACAAGGAUUCCUUCUUGGAGGAAGAUUGUUAGUGAGCAAGGCGAUGUUAACAUAUCUCAGGAGGAUUACAAUAACCCUACUUUCUGGUCAAGGGUUUGCCUCCAUAACAUGGCUCAGUUGGCCAAGGAAGCUACAACUGUUCGACGUGUCCUUGAAUCAUUGUUCCGCUAUUUUGAUGAUGGUGAACUCUGGUCUCCACAAUAUGGUCUUGCUCUUUCUGUCUUGAUGGAUAUGCAGCUAAUAAUAGAGAAAUCUGGACAAAAGACACAUUUUGUAUUGUCCAUCUUAAUUAAGCACCUUGAUCACAAGAAUGUUCUUAAGAAACCCAAUAUGCAACUAGAUAUUGUUAAUGUUUCCACCUGCCUAGUCCAACGAACAAAGAUUCAGCCAUCAGUUGCUAUAAUUGGUGCAUUGAGUGAUAUGAUGAGACACCUGCGUAAAAGCAUACACUUGUCACUUGAUGAUGCAGAGCUGGGGACUGAAGUAAUUGAAUGGAACCGUAAAUUUCGAACAGCAGUGGAUGAGUGCCUUGUGCAGAUAGCAUACAAGGUUGGAGAUGCUGAUCCUAUCCUUGAUGUAAUGGCUGUAAUGUUGGAGAACAUGCCAAGUAUUACCGUUAUGGCAAGGACCUUAAUUAAUACUGUUUAUCGUACUGCUCAGAUAGUGGCAUCCCUGCCCAAUUUGGCCUAUCAGAACAAGGCUUUUCCUGAGGCAUUAUUUCAUCAAUUACUUCUGGCUAUGGUCUAUGAAGACCAUGAAACCAGGGUGGCUGCACAUCGUAUUUUUUCUGUUGUUCUUGUGCCAUCUUCUUUUUGUCCCCGAUCUGCUACUGCUACCACUUCCAUCCCCAAUAAGGCACCCAAUAUGCAAAGGAUGCUCUCAAGAACUGUAUCUGUGUUUUCUUCUUCAGCUGCACUCUUUGAGAAAAUGAAAAAGGAAGAGCAUACUAAACAAGAAAAUACCUCCGUAGACACGCAGCAAAAAGUUGUAGCCAAUGAUCCUUCCAUGCUAACUAGAUUGAAGUCAAGUUACAGCCGUGCUUAUAGUGUGAAAAGGAACCCAUCAGCCAAUGAGAAUUCAACAGAAAAUAAUCCUUCCAUGCUAAAUAGACUGAAGUCAAGUUACAGCCGAGCUUAUAGUAUGAAAAAGAUUCCAUCACCUGUAACAGAAGAAGAGAUUACCACAACCAUCCCUAUCGCAACCAAAGAGCAGAUAAUGUCUCUUAGGUUGAGCAGCCGCCAGAUUACCCUUCUGCUUUCAUCAAUUUGGGCACAAUCCCUUUCUCCUCUGAAUUUUCCUCAAAACUAUGAAGCAAUUGCUCAUACGUACAGCCUGGUGUUGCUAUUUUCCCGGAGUAAGAACACCAGCAAUGAGACUUUGAUUCGAAGUUUCCAGUUAGCGUUUUCCUUAAGGGGCUUUGCUCUUGCAGGAGGACCACUACAACCAUCACGUCGGCGAUCCCUCUUUACCUUGGCAACAUCUAUGAUUAUCUUUUCUUCCAAAGCCUUCAACGUUCGGCCUGUUGUUUCCUGUGCCAGAGCUACACUUAAAGAUAAAACAGUUGAUCCAUUUCUACAACUGGUCGAUGAGUGCAAGUUACAGGUUAACAAGCAACUGGUGGACAAUCCAAGAAAAGUUUAUGGAUCUAAAGAAGAUAAUGAGGAUGCUCAACAGUCACUUUCAGCCAUAAAACUAACAGAGAGCCAAUCAAAAGAAUCAUUUGCUUCGAUGAUAUCUAAGUUUCUGGGAACAUCAGCAGAUCAAGAUUCUGUCAUAAGACAAGAGUUGCUUAAAGAUUUCGUGCCAGAUGAUGUAUGUCCACUGGGAGCUGAUUUAUUCAUGGAAAUGCCGGAAGAGACGUCGGAGCCAGCAGUGGAAGACAAAGGUUCUGAGAAGGCCGAGCCACCACUUUUCACAUCAGAUGAUGGUCCUGUACCUAAUACAUCUGAAGGUCAAAAAGAUCGCGGUCUUCUGCUGAGCCUAGACUCUCCCCCACUUCUGAGUGUUGGUGAACUUUUAAAUACAGUUUCUGAAACAACAAAUCAAGUUGGAAGAUUUUCUAUCUCGACUGCAAAUGACAUGCCUUACAUGGAAAUGGCUGGCCACUGUGAGGCCCUUUCAGCAGGAAAGCAGAAAAAGAUGUCCGCUUUAAUGAGUCAACAAAGUGUGAUUAAAGUAUCUGCCUGCGACCAAAUCCAACCAAUGCAGGGUUAUGAACAUAACCAAGCAGUUGAAAUGUCGACCGAUUUUCACUUUCAGCAGUAUGGAGCUGGAAACCCAUUCCUUGACCAAAAUUUUGGUCCUAAUUCACUCAACUCAACAACUCCAGCUGGUCUUUUCCUCUGCACAGCUGAGUACCAGCAAGUUCAGCACUUCCAGUUACCAGCUUCUAGCCCCUAUGAUAACUUUCUGAAGGCUGCUGGAUGUUAAUGCCGUUACAAAAACACAGCUGCUCUCACAAGGCUCAGACUCUGGAUCGGAGUUUGCAAGUCUUAAGUACUUAACUGAGGGUAACAAAGGCUUUAGUAUUCCUUGUUGCUUCCAUUUUUUGUAAUUGUAGCGGGUAGGAACAGAUCCUACCGGUGGAUCAGCAAUUCAGCAUUGACAUUUUGUUUGAUAUAAGUCAGGAAUGAAGCUCAAAUUCCAUGGAGGAGUUAAGAAUGGAGCUCCAGCAGCACAAUGGAGACAGAAUUUGGAGUUCUUGUUCCUGCUGUGUUGUAAUCUUAGCAUUUCAGAUACUAGCAACUAUUGAUGGAUCACAGAAAUUUCAGUUUGAACAUCUCAUACCUUCAUUCAUUAUUAUUUUAUUUCAUUCAUUCUUUGAAGGGGAAUGCUUUUCCUCUCCCUUCUUUUCUCCCCUUAAAUUAACUUGUAUAUUGUAAUGAAUCUUUUGAGAGUUCAUGGCCUCCUCAGAUGCUGCAAGGAGCUUCUACUUGUAUAGUAAUAUAAUUUUAGUAGAAGUGAAAGUUUGUAUAGCUUGGAUUGUUUGUAAUUGUGAUUAUUUUAUUUUAAUUCGUAUUUGUUUGCA
Messenger RNA from Manihot esculenta (cassava), 4344 nucleotides. Its product is annotated as protein SEMI-ROLLED LEAF 2. The record is from RefSeq and is a predicted model, not a curated record. Lineage: Eukaryota; Viridiplantae; Streptophyta; Magnoliopsida; Malpighiales; Euphorbiaceae. The transcript has 19 exons. The coding region runs from base 597 to 3746 and encodes 1049 amino acids.